AUGGCUGUUCCGGCAUCGUAUGAUGAAGUCAAAGCUCACCUGCAGCAUAUCCUGGAUGAUCCUUCGACUCCUUUGGACAUUUCCCUCAUCGACAAACUGAAGCUGGAGCUUACGGAGAGUACAGAUCGCAGGGUUCCUGGCGCCCUUCUGACACUGAUCUCACAGCUUCUCCCGGUCCUUCAGGAAGAUCCCACUCCGAUCACCACUCUUGGUGUCAAGGCUACAACCUACUUCUCCUUCACGGAUCUCCGCUCCCUUGAGCCUCCUAUUGACUUCAUCGCGGGCUUCAAAGCACCGUCGCCACCUGUCAACCUGUUAGCUCUGACUCUCCUGAGCAAGGCAGGAGGAAUUCCCAGUGAUGCUGCCAUAGUUGCUGGCGAUCCUGAGUUGGUUGCCUCCCUGGUCGAAGUCUGGCUUACAACUACUUCGACGGCUGUCGCGCAGGCUGCUUUUGACGCUCUCUGGGCUUUACUGGAGAUCGAUCUAGCAAGCCCGCUGGAAAACGAAACACAUACCCAUGAGGCUGAAGACAGCACGGGAGGUCAAGGCCUCUUCUGGAGACGAGUUUUCACUGAUAAGGAUGUCUAUGGGCGCCUCUUCUCGCUGUGCAGUCUCACCAACGAUGAGCCAGGUGCCCUCUCGAAACGGGAGAGGACGGUCGCCCAGGGAAGGCUUAUGGGAUUCCUUGUCAAGGCAGGCAACCUACGAUGGGACUUAAUCUCCAGUUCUCAGAUCCCGGAGAUUGAAACUAAGUACGAUUCCUCUAGCAUUCUGCAUUUUGCAGCUUGUCGGAUGGUUGAUAAGAGCGAUGUGCUGAUGCACAUGACUUUACUGAACUUCUUCCGGGACCUGCUUGAAAUCGAAGCUCCUGGUUUGAGGGCUAGAGUCUAUGUGCAGUCUGCGUCAACUUUUUCCUCACCGGCGCUUGAUUUCCUGAUCUCUCAUGAUCUGCAUCUCAGCGUCCUGGAGUUUUACUUGGAUGAGACCAAACUGGAUCCUGUGGAUUUGCGAUACCUUCAUGGCCCCAUCAUGGCUUACAUUACACAGUAUGCGGAGUCAUAUCCAAAUAACUUACUGCAGAAUCCGAGCAGUCUACUGGACAAGAUCAUCUCACGGGUCUCCGGGUCGCUCGCUAUCUCGUCACAUCAAUGGGCGCAUGGCCAAGCCCCAACCGGUCAGCUUGAAAUCCUUGCCUCCUUACCCCGUGUGUUACUUGUCGAGGCCGCUAAGCACGGCGUCAAUCCUCUUUUGGCUGUUCCAACAAGUCCCCCUUGCAAAGAGGCAUUGGACGCUCUGGCCAAAAUAUUCCACGGGCCAAGGAAACUCGACAUGAGCGAUUCAAUGGAGCUGAAUACUUCUGGCCAGACACCCACUGACUGGCAUAAAGAAGCCGCAGCGGCUCGUAUUCUCUACUUCAUGUAUCUGAAUGACCACCCGAACUUCUGGACGGAUAUCGUAGCUGCGGCUGACAUCCUGGCGAUGAAGGAUGUUUCAUUAGCAGCCAUAUCUUUCAUGAAGGCUGUGAUCACAGCUAACUGGCAAGUACUCUCGGGUGAAGUCAUAUCGCCCGUCCCUGAUACUUCCCGGUAUCAGCUGCCUUCGGAAGAGGCAUUGGGCACCUUAUCUCCAGCUGCACAAGGAUUGCUUCCUUCCUCGGGCGUCUGGGCUAUCCUCACACCGCCAGCCUUGACGAUAUUGCUGCCCUAUCUGUUCAAGCCACCGCGCUCCUAUGCCGAGUUCGUUGGAGGUGGAGCAGGAGACACUCAGAACAUUGUGUGGAAAGUUGCCACCGCAAAAUACGAGGUCCUUGUUGCCUUGUAUAACCAUUUGAAGGAGAAGGGAGACCAAGUAACAGGUUUCGAGGAUAUUGUUCGUACGCUAAGACAACGAGUCAGCGAAGGUCCCUGGGGACCUCUCGCGCAAACUACCGCUCGUGUUGAGACUAAGCUCUGGACCUCUAUUCGUUCCGCCGUCCGCCCCGCCAAUAUGUCUCGAUUUGGAGCAAAGAAAGGCAGGAAGCUCCCCGGUGCAGAAUUCAGCUGGGAGGCCGAUCCUGGCGGGGAAGCAGACACAGCGCCUACGCCUCUUUUUCCUAAAUAUAACGUUCCCCGCGCGAGACCUUUGAACCCUCGCGAACAAAAACAGGUCGAUCUCUACCGUACUCUGCGAGAACGCUUUUACGACGGUCCCUACUACUCCGUCCUCCAAUCGACCUCAAUUACGGCAAGAAAAGAUGAGGCCACACGCGCGCACUUUGACCCUUUCCACGGAAUGCCUACGUAUUCGGGCAAGUACCAGAAGCAGAAGCGGGAUCGUCCGGAGUUGAAAGGACGGCCGUAUGUCAUGAAAUUCUUCCCUCGACACCUGUGGAAGACGAUUCAGCCGAACUUCAACCCCUCCGCAGCAAUGGAUGGAUACGUGGCACAUGCACCUCGCAUCGGGGUGAAAAGAGGGUUUGAGGACGACGAAGAAGAAGAGGAGAUCGAGGAGACCAAGCGUAGGAAGGGUGCCGACGAAGAUGAGGAUGCUGAGCGAAGAGAACAGGAAGAAGAGGCCGAUAUCUUGGACGCGGAUGAGGAUCAGGAGGAAGAGAUCAUUGACAGCGACUUUGAGGAUGAUGAGGACGAAAUGGGCGGUGACUACAAUGCGGAACAGUACUUUGAUGCUGGCGACGAUGAAUACGGAGAUGACGGAUUCGCAGACGGUGGAGGCGGAGGUGGAGAUGAAGACACCUACUGA
Molecule: messenger RNA, 2739 nt
Organism: Aspergillus thermomutatus
Lineage: Eukaryota; Fungi; Ascomycota; Eurotiomycetes; Eurotiales; Aspergillaceae
Exons: 4
Coding region: 1-2739 (912 amino acids)
Biological process (GO): transcription by RNA polymerase III
Cellular component (GO): RNA polymerase III complex
Source: RefSeq, a predicted model, not a curated record